AUCGCGGGCGGAUCUGACGUCGGAAAACAGGUCGGAUUUGCGCACGGUUGUCCAGCUAGUGAGUGCUUUCUGAAAGUCACAAUUCCAAAUACAUAACAGAAAAGGUUUAGCGAUUUAACAUGGAUAUGGACGAUUCCUACAGUUCACUGAGACUGCAAAUCGUUGCCAGCAUUAAGAGGAUAGCGAAAUCAUAUUCUCAAGAUGUCCAGCGUCAGAUUGCACAGUUGCAGAGAGGAGAGGUGCCUACUUACCUGCUUAAAAGUAAUUCACAAGAUUGGAAAGUCCUGAAGAACGAAGACAGGUUUGAUUACUGCGUGACUGUAAUAACAGAGAAGGCGAUUACGGAAGCUGCGGAGCUCAUUAUGUAUGAAUAUGAAGGGCUUGUAGAAAAAUUAUUUGCAACUUUCAAUUGUAAAGUAUUCGAGGACAUGCCCGAAACUGACCACUUGAAUCUUCAGCAAGAAAAAAACAGAAGCGACUUGCAGCCAGUGUGGGAAUCCGUGUGUUGCAAAGAGGAUACUCUUCGCCGAGAAAGCAGCAGCGAUCAGCUUGUUUCAGGAAAACCAGAAGCCGGAGAAGAACACCUUAGUGUUGAGCAUCGGGCGCCAGACAUGACUCACGACGUAGCGAAUGAAACAUAUGACUGUAAACGGAAGCCUGAAGUACAUGACAGCUUUGGGACACACAGAAAUCGUUAUUUGACCAGAUCAGCUUGUGUUAUUUCCCGUGUUUCUAAAAUUCGGAAAGAAAUCCAUCCAGGUUUAAGAAGUCGGGUAGCCGGAUAUCAAGGAUCUACCGAAGCCUCUUUGCAUCUUGAAGUUGGCCUUAGCCACGUGGGCAGUGCAAACAUCUUCUCUUUGGAAAAUGAAGAAGGAUCUCCCAAAUAUGUUUCAAAUAACAUGGAGCAACCCGAUACGUUUUCAGACUGUAAUUCAGAGCGAGGGUCAAUGAACACUGAAGGAAAAGAGUCAAUUAGGGUGAAAGAAGAGGCCUCCGAAGUCAAUUUAGAUUCUGAUACUAAGGGGAAAGUUUUUGUUGUAAAAUGUGUAGAAGAAAACAUCUUCAGCAUGAAUGCAGCACAACAUAGCAGCUCUCUGCCCACUGCUGAAGAACACCAUUUAUGUAAUGGUGGGCACGAGGAAACGGAGAGAACAGACAAGAAGCAUAUAAAGACAGAGUGUUUAAAAGAGUUGCAGCAAGCCCAUGCUUCAGAUGAGAUGCACAUCAAUGAGAAAAGCACAGAGACCCCCACAAAAUUAGAUGGUGCCCAAAACAGAAACCAGAAAGCGGGAAACAGCAAUGCAGGUACUGCUUUGGGAAAGCCCGUUAUCCAAAUGAUAAACCUAAAAUUAACGCAAACUGAAAACAACACAUACCGAAGCACAGAAUUUGGGAAGACUGGAUACGUUAACGUUUGUGAAGAUGUUCACCCAGGAGAAAACGUUCACCAAUAUCCUAUAAGUAAAAAACCUUUCAUCCAUCCUGCAGUCCUUAAUGAACAUCAAAAAAAGCACCCAGCAAAAAAGCCACACCAGUGCAAUGAAUGUGGCAAGAGUUUCCAACAGGCGGCACACCUUAAAAUACAUAAGAGCAUUCACACCGGAGAAAAACCGUUUCAGUGUAAUGAAUGUGGAAAAGCUUUCAGCCUGGCUUUGUACCUUAAAAGACAUGAAAGAAUUCAUAUGGGGAAGACUUUUCACCAAUGUACUGAAUGUGGAAAAAGUUUUUGCUAUGCUGAAAACCUCAUAAGACACAAGAAACUUCACUCUGGUGAAAAGCCCUACCAUUGUGCUGAAUGUGGGAAGGCGUUCAGCCAGGCUUGGAACCUUAAAGCACAUAAGAUGAUUCACACAGGAGAAAAACUGUACAAGUGCACUCAGUGUGAAAAGGCUUUUUACCAUAAUACAGAGCUCAGACGACAUCAAAGAUGUCACACAGGAGAAAAGCCAUUCCAGUGUAAUGAAUGUGGAAAGGCCUUCAGCAGGUUGUCUACUUUAAAGGCACACAGAAGGAUCCACACUGGGGAAAAACCGUACGAGUGUGCCGAAUGUGGAAAAACGUUUACUUGGUUUAUAUCUUUUAAAAAACAUAAGAAUAUACACGCAGAAGAAAAGAAGUACCAGUGCAGUGAAUGUGGAGUAACGUUCUCUUAUUCUAUAUCCUUAAUGAAACAUAAGAGAACUCAUACUGGGAAGAAGGUACAUUCCUAUCAUAUUUUCACUGAUCAGCUUGCGUCCAGCACUGAGAAAACAGCGAGCAUGCCCUCCCAGACUGCUUUGUGCAAUACCGAUAAACAGAUCAAAGGUGACCAAGAAAGCCUGAAGACGGGAGACGCUUCUGAUUCUGAUGUGUCAAAAAUAAAUGCAGCAGAAACUAAAACGAACGAGGAGGUUGUGAUUUCUGAAUUGGUUGGCUUAGUAAGGAGAGAAUCUUCAGAUGUCACGUUUAAAGCGACUAAAGGCAAGACGGAAAACGGAGGCUUGGCUCAGCCGUUAGCAUCAUGGGUGGUGUGUAAGGACGAGACCCUCACACGACCUCCUGUGGCUAGCGGUGAACUGCUGAGACGACAGGCCGAUGACGGGCGUGAUGCGCAGGACUGGGCGCCUGUCACAUCGCUUGGCUCCAUCGGUCAAGCAAGUGCGUGUAAACAGGAGCCACGUGUGUCCGAGUCCACGGCAAUAAGCGCUGAUUUGAAUCGAGAGAGUCCAGUUACUGGCAGCUUUGUAUCCUUCCAAAGCCAUAAGAAGGGAAAAAUGGACAUAAACUGCCGAAGAAAUGGAGACCAAGGACUUCCUGAAGCCCCAAUUCAUAUUUCACAGAGAAUCGACCAUUUUUGUAAGAACAGUCCGACCGUACAGAAAAUUGUCAUCACUGGCUCUUUAGAAACUGAAGGAAAACCCUCUCAGAUGAUUUCUGGUUUCAUUAAGAAAGAAGAUUACCAUAUAGACAUUUCUGGUAUUUCAGAAGAAAGGAUAAAGCAGGGAUCGCUUGACCUCAUGGAGGAAGGAUUAACUAACAUCAAAGAGGAGGUUUUGGAAGUGGAGAUUUCUUCCAGUAUAAAGAAAGAGAUGACCACGGUAAAUGAAGUUAAAGAAACCAGUCCAGCAACUGUGGACAGCAUUCGUUCAUCACCUUCGCAAGCCUGUGAACCAGAAGGACCUCCUCAAGCCUCUUGCCAUGUUGUAGAGGGAAUAGCUCACUUUGGACAGGGCCUCUUGGAGCUGGGCAGUUUGGCUGGGCAGAGAGAUGCAGAAGCUGGAUGUUUGGAAACUGAAGAGGGAGUUUCUGGUAACAUUAAGCAAGAAGAGGAUACUCAAGUGGACUUUAGUGGUGUUUCAGUUGACGGUAUGGAGCAGGGAUACAUUAACAGUAUUAAGGAAGAGUUUGUUGGUUUUAAAGAGGAGGUCUCCAAGUUGGGGUUUUCUACCAGUGUUAAGGGCCAGAUUCUUGCUGUGGAAUGUGAUGGUGAAGAUAUUCUCACUCUGUAUAAAGUUAAGGAAGCUACAUUAGAGUCUGUGCAAGUCAGAUCAUCUUUACCUCAGCAAGACUGUGGGCCUGGAAGUGAGUAUAUGAAGAGUUUAGGAGAGAACCUGACAUGUGAUGAAAAUAUUGAGAGCAGAUCUGAGUUGCAUUGCUGUGAUGAAUGCUGUAUGACCUUCAUGAAACUGCGUCAUCUUAAAAUCCACAAGAGAAUUCAUACAGGGACCAAACCUUAUGAAUGUAGAGAGUGUGGAAAGAUCUUUGGCUGUUCAAAAAACCUUAAGCAGCAUCAGAGAAUUCACAUGGAAGACAAACCUUACCAAUGUUCUGAAUGUGGACUGACGUUUAGGUUUAACGGACAGUUCAAAUAUCACCAGAGAACCCACACCGAAAAAAAAAACUACCAAUGCACCGAAUGCUCCAAGUCUUUCAGUCGGUCUGCUCACCUUAAGCAACACCAGAGGAUUCACACAGGAGAAAAACCCUUCCAGUGUAAUGAAUGUGGGAGAACUUUCAGCUGUAAUAGAAACCUAAAGCACCACCAGAGAAUUCACACAGGCGAAAAACCGUACCAGUGCACAGAGUGUGGAAAGACUUUCAGCCGUGCUGCAAACCUUAAAGAGCACCAGAGAAUUCACACGGGAGACAAACCCUACCGAUGUGCAGAAUGCGGUCUCACCUUCCGCUUUAGUGGACAGUUUAAAUUUCACAUGAGAAUUCACAGAGGCGAAAAAUCGUACCAGUGCAAGGAAUGUGGGAAAUCCUUCACCUGCUCUCGGAUGCUGAAACAACACAAGAUGAUUCACAAAGGAGAACGAGUGUACCGCUGCUCGGAGUGCGGAAAGAAUUUCAGCUGUUUUACAAACCUUAAUCAGCACUUGAGAAUUCACACCGGGGAGCGACCGUUCCUGUGUCCUGAAUGUGGAAAGACUUUCAGUCGAGCAGAGAACCUAAAACAGCAUCUGAGAAUUCACACUGGUGACAAACCAUACAGAUGUGCUGAAUGUGGGGACAGUUUCAGGUUUAGUGGACAGUUUAAACGCCACCAGAAAAUUCACAUGGGAGAAAAAGCAGCAAGCCUUCUUCUGCCUUCAAUGGAUGUGUGGAACUCAAGUAAUAAUAAUAAUAGUAAUGGUCUAUGGGAAAAUAUAACUGAAAACCAUAGACAGGAGAGCAGAGAAGAGCCGAGAAGAUCCGAGACGACGGUGAAUAUUCAGAAAAUUGAAAGACUUUCAUUAGCUUCUAUCCAUAUUUCAGAGGAAACGUCUCACUUUUACCAGGACAGUGUGGCUGUGCAGAGAGCUGCAGAUGCUGUGUUUUGGAAAAUUGAAGAGGAAACUCCUGGGCAGAUGUCUAGUGCCAUUAAGCCAAAAGGAUUCCCUAGAAUUCCCAAUAGCAAUUUGGAGCAGGAAUCCAUCAGUACUAAGGUAGAGGAGCUGAAGUCAAAUAGAGCUAAUGAGGGAAUCACUGUUGAAUGUUCUUCUUCCAUUAAAGAAGAGAUUCCUGCUGUGGAGAGCGCAGAUGAAAAUAAAUUAGUCAUGUACACAUCUAAAGAAAGCCAGCUACAGUGUGGCCAGAAAAGGCUGUCCUCAGCUCAACAAGCAUGUGGAUGUACAGAAACGUGUGAAACCUCCUGCCAUUUUGGAGAGGGAACGGCUCACCUUUGUUUGGAUUCCUUGGAGGCAGACAGUGCAGUUGUACAAAGAGUCACAAAUAAUGGUGAUUUGACAGGCAAAAAUGAAGUUCCUGAAGUCAUUUCUAUACACAUUAAAGAAGAAGAUAAUCAAGUGGACAUUAAUUGGGUUCCCAACAAUGUUGUGGGUCAGGGAUCCAUCGGAACUAAUAAGGAAGAAUUGAUCGCAGUCAAAGAUGAACUGCUGGAGGUAGAAGUUUCUUCCAUUACCAAGCAAGACAUGCUAGCUGUAGAGUGUUCAUGUGAUGAUGAAUCCACUGAGUAUAAAGUGAAGGACUCUGAUCUGAAGAACGAGAAGGAAAGUCUAUCUUCAGCUCAGCAGGAGUGUUUGACUGAUCAUAAGCAAGUACAUAUCGAGAGUUUAGGGACAAAUUUCAUGGAGAGAAGAAGAACUGAAAACCUUCAACUGGUACAUUCUAGGGUGCUGCAACCAAAUUACGGAGAAAAAUCCAAAUUACAAGAUCUAAAAAUCAAGGUUGUUCGUACAGGAGGUAAACCGUACCAGUGCACUGAAUGCACAAAAAACUUUACUUGUUCUAGAAGUCUUAAACACCACCUGAGAAUUCACACAGGAGAAAAACCGUACCAGUGCUCUGAAUGUGGUCUGGCCUUUAGGUUCAGUGCCCAGUUUAAAUACCACCAGAGAAUUCAUAUCGAAACAAAAACAUACCAAUGUGCUGAAUGUGGAAAGACAUUCAGCUGGGCCGCACAUCUUAAACAACACCAGAAAAUUCACACGGGAGAGAAACCGUAUGAAUGCCGUGAAUGUAGUAAAUCAUUCAGCUGCUCUAGAAACCUUAAACACCACCAAAGAAUCCACACGGGAGAAAAACCAUUCCAGUGUCCUGAAUGUGGGAAGAUGUUUAGUCGAGCUGAAACCCUCAAACAGCAUCAGAGGAUCCACACAGGAGAUAAACCGUACCAGUGUACUGAAUGCGGAUUGACUUUUAGGUUUAGUGCACAAUUUAAAUAUCACCAGAGAAUUCAUUCUGAAGCAAAAAUAUACCAGUGUGUCGAAUGCACCAAGUGUUUCAGCUGGGCUGCACACCUCAAGCAACAUCAGAAGAUUCACCUCGGAGACAAACCGUACCAGUGCAAUGAGUGUGGCAAAAUGUUCAGUUGUUCGAGAAACCUUACACAUCAUCAGAGGAUCCACACAGGAGAAAAACCAUUCCAGUGUCCCGAAUGUGGAAAGACUUUCAGUCGGGCCGAGACCCUCAAACAACAUCAGAGAAUUCACACAGGAGACAAGCCGUACCAGUGCCCUGAAUGUGGAUUAACCUUUCGGUUUAGUGGGCAGUUUAAUUUCCACGUGAAAGUUCACACGGAAAAACGAACAUACGAAUGUCCUGAAUGUGCAAAAUCUUUCAGCCGAGCUGCAAACCUAAAACAGCAUCAGAGAAUCCACACGGGAGAAAGACCUUAUCGGUGCAGCGAGUGCGGAAAUGCUUUCAGUCGGGCCGGAACUCUAAAACACCACCUGAGGAUUCACACUGGAGAUAAACCGUACCACUGCGCCGAAUGUGGGAAGACUUUUAGUCAAGCUGAAACCCUUAAGCAACACCAGAGAAUCCACACGGGUGAUAAGCCAUACAAAUGUGAUGAAUGUGGAAGGACUUUCAGAUUUAAUGGACAGUUUAAGCGCCACCUGAGAAUUCACACUGGAGAAAGACCCCACAGAUGUGUAGAAUGUGGAAAGACCUUCAGCUGGGCUACAUACCUCAAACUUCAUCAGAAAAUUCACACGACAUCCAAAAGUAAGAGACCUGCUGAAGAGAGAAUGCGGCUCGUUGACUUGGGCCACGCUAAAGAGACUCUUGACAUGGGCUCUUUAAAAACAGAAGAGGAAGACCCUGAGCAGAUUUAUGCGUUCAUUAAAGAAGAAGAUAUUCAAGUGAACAUUGUGGAGCUUUCAGAUUAUGAUAUAAAACAAGAAUCCAUCAGAAUUAAAGAAGAAGAAGAGGAGGAGGAGGAAGAGGAAGAAGAGGGAUCCGUUCACAUUAAAGAAGAACUUUUGGAGAUGGAGCUUUCUUCCCCAAUUAAAAGGGAAAUACUUACGGUGGAGUGGACAGAUGAAGAUGUACUUAACGAAACCCAUCUGAUGGGUUUACAAGAUGGUCUGUCUGAGGGACAACAGGGCUGCAGGCUCAGUGGUGACCAUGCAACAAAAAAGAGAGUGAGAAAGAAGGGAGGCAACUUAGGAAAGCAGGCCCAGGCUCUUGUUGCUGGUGUGCUGAAGCCAAGAGAAAACCCGUACCAUUGUCCUGAAUGUGGGAAAACGUUUAAGUGCUCUAAAUCAGUCAAGCUGCAUGAGAAAAUUCACAUGGGAGAAAAACCAUACGAUUGUCCUGAAUGUGGAAACGCAUUCAGGUGUUUAAAAAACUUGAAACAUCACCAGAAAAUCCACACUGGAGAAAAACCUUACCGUUGCACUGAAUGCGGAAACACAUUCAGGUCUUCCAGUAACCUUAAACAACACCAGAUCAUUCACACAGGAGUAAAACCACAUCAGUGUACUCAGUGUGGAAAGACGUUUGCCCGAGCUGAAAGUCUGAAACAACAUCAGAGGAUUCACACGGGAGAAAAGCCGUACCAAUGCGUGGAAUGCGGAAAAAAGUUCAGCUGUUCCACAACGCAUAAGCAACACCAGAUAAUUCACAGAGGAGAAAAGACGCACCAGUGCAACGAAUGUGGAAAAACGUUAAUCAAUUCUAGAAACUUUAAACUUCACCAGCGAAUCCACACGGGAGACAGACCAUACCAGUGUCAGGAAUGUGGAAAGACUUUCCGCUGGCCAGAAAACCUUAAGCAACAUCGGAGAGUUCACACCGGGGAAAAACCAUAUCACUGUACUGAAUGUGGAAAGACUUUCAGCCAGGCUAUGAGCCUGAAGUGCCAUCGCAGGAUCCAUACGGGAGAAAAACCAUACCAGUGUACAGAAUGUGGGAAGAAUUUCAGCCAGAUUCCACACCUUAAACACCACCAGACCAUUCACACUAGACACAAAAAACUCAAAUCCGGCUUGGAAAAGUUAAACCAAGAAUGAUCUGAACACAGAGGGAGAAAUAAUAGAAAAGAGCAAAGCUGGUAACGCAGUCCAAGACGUGUCAGUUGUGAAGCACGAGCAUUCAAACUCUACUGGGGUUCUCAAGGCAUAUCCAAAACAACAUUUAAGACCAAUAUUGUCAUUGUAUUUAUUACAAAGGCUCCUUAGAAUAUUGAAAAGCAAGCAUUGUAGGUAAUGGUGUAAGUAAUAGGCAGAUUUGAAAAAGAAUUUAAAGAAAAACCAAAGUAUGCAACCAAAUAAUAAUUUUUCUUUUCAUAUAACAGAACACAAAAGGAGUUCUGGGAUUAAAGGAUAUUAUUGUGCCAAAUGUGAAAAUAUUUUACGCUGGACUGAAACCCUUACAUAAUCCUGUAGAAUUUAAGUAACGUUUUAGUCCAGGCUCGAGUUGGGUCAUUGAGGAUGCAUUAUUUUCAACAGUAAAUAACCCCCACUCCCCAAACAAUUAGAAAUACACAAAUAGGACAAUAAUCCUGUUAUAACACUAACGAUAAAGUAAGGAUGUGCUUUUAUCAAAGUAUAGAAAGAAGGAAGCACGAUACAGCUUGUCUUUGUUCUCCACGUAAGCAAGGGAUUUAUGGGAGUGGGCAGUAUGGUGGUACUAUGGUUAUUGUUUAUGCCUCAUAAGGUCCAGAGACUUGGGGUCAAAUUGCAUCCUUGUCAGUGUCUGGGUGGCUUUUUUCAGGGUAUAUCCCAAAGACUUACAUAAUCUAUUGAUUGGUGAAUCAUCCACACGAAAUCAUCAUACAUUGACCCAAAAAUACGUGGCACCUAAUGUGGGGUUGGUUCUGUUCCAUUGAUAGUGUUGAUUUCAGGCAAUGCUGUGGUCCAUUAAUGAACUAAGCAGGUUCAUAUUAUGAAUGAAUGGCAAAGACUUGAAUUACAUCCACAGCUGGCCAACUCUCUUUUGAUGAUUGAUACUUUAUUGAUCCAAAAGUGAAACUGUAGAUAAGGCUGAUUGCUUCAAAGACUUCUCAUUAUACAGGUAUGAGAAAAGGUGAGUACUGAGAAUGAGUUGAUAGUUUGGUUUAAGCUAACUACGUAUUAUUUUACAUUCAUCACGGAGGGUAAUGGAAUUCCAAAGCUAAAACUUUGCCAUAGAAUACAGGUGCAUCUCGAUGAAUUAGAAUAUCAUCGAAAAGUUUAUUUCAGUAAUGCAAUUCAAAGAGUGAAACUCGUAUCUUUGUAUAUAACUAGUCAUUUAGCCCGUUACAAUAACGGGCGCUAGAACAGUAGUGCAUAAACAUUAGUAGGAACAGUCUAUAUUAAAUGGCAAGGGACUUUGACCUCAUUCUUUUUGUUGGUCGUAUUUUUCUUUCUUUCAGCCUUUCUUUUGUUGAUGUUUACUUGCUGAGCUGACCGUUCUUCGUGGGCUGCCGCCGUGUAUUGUGUGUCUUUAAUUUUCUGCGACAGUAAUACUGUCUUGUAUGGCUCUGUUCAAUAAGGGCACGCACAAAAAGGCGAGCUUCAAAAGGGCGACCUCAAUUGAGCGCGGCGAAUAAAGGCGUUCGUAGAUAAUUUAGUUCAAAUGGCUCUGGAAUAUGUGAAGAGCAACAAAGGUGCAGAUCUUUAUGUACGCGCGCCUUUAUUCGCUGUGCCCAAUUGAGGUCGCCCUUUUGAGGCUCGCCUUUUUGUGCGCGCCCUUAUUGAAGCAUACCGUCUUGUACGUCCGCUGGCUUGUACGUCCAUAAUAUACCUUUAAUUUUCUCUGGCGGUAAUACAGGCGUGCACAUCGGUAAUAUUCCUUUAAUCUCCUCUGACAGUAAUACUGGCUUGUAUGUGGCUGUAAUAUGCAUCACUGUAUUGUGUACCUUUAAUUUCCUCUCGCAGUAAUACUGGUUUGUAUUUCCGUAAAACUUUCUCUGACAGUAUUAUCGUGCAUCGCACCGUGCCCUGCGCAUGCGCACUUCACCAGAAGACACCCACACACGGACACCUGGAUGCACAUAGGGAUUUUAUAUAUAUAGAUACGCUACCGUGGCUGUUCGUUUGUUUGUCCAGGAUUUUAAAUCCCCUGUAGCUCGCAACUUGUUUGACUUAUUGACCUGAAAUUUGGUACACAUAUACUAUGUGACGUCUACUGUCUGCUUUCAGGGUGAUAAUUGACCUCCAAGGUUAUUCCUCUUUUUAUUUUAUUUUAUUAUAGAAUCAACUCUCGGUAAUGGCCAGCAUGUGUACGGGUGCCGUUCUCAUCCCUACCACCUUCGCCAUCACUUCCCCUACCUCUUCAUAUCUUAAAUCAUUCUUGAGGCAGAUUGAAGACUUAAGUGCCAGCUUAAGUGAAAAAUUAAAGAAAAUGUACUAAGUAAUUGCAACACAAACACUGACUUAAUCAGUUUUGACGCGAAAAGAUGCAGACGAAAGAAGAGAACAAGUGGGCCGCUAGGGUGGAGAUAAGAAGAGCUGCUCAGGAAGCAGCAAGCGCAUCAACUUCUGAGCGAACGAAUGCUAAAUGUACGGAGAAAGAGGAUGAAAACUAGGAAUACUCAAGUCAAGUGUAUUCACUGCACGUUAUCGAGCAGUGUGCCGUUACUGUAUUAUAUAGAUUGAUUACACACAGAGUGAUAUAUUUCAACCGUUUAUUUCUUUUCAUUUUGCUGAUCAUAGUCUAAUGAAAACUCAAAAUUCAGUGUCUCAGCAAAUUAGAAAUCAUUGAUAUUAAAAAUAUAUUUUUUUUUUUAUCGGUCUUAUGUAAUUUUCUAAUUACAUGAGUAAUGAUAUGAGUUUCACUCUUUGAAUUGCAUUACUGAAAUAAAUGAACUUUUCAAUGAUAUUCUAAUUUAUUGAGAUGCACCUGUAGGUUUCUGUCCCCAGGAAAAUGAAAGAAAAGAAAUUCUUCUUGGAAAAAGCGACGAGGAGGCCAUGUGCUAUUUUUAAUAGUGUAAUUAUUAUUUGGAUGUUAUUGUUAUUAGUAUAUAUCUGUACUUUUCACCUCGGUCUACAUAAAUAAACUCUUGAAGAUAGCAAA
Erpetoichthys calabaricus (reedfish) is the source of this 11205-nucleotide messenger RNA. RefSeq lists its product as uncharacterized. The record is from RefSeq and is a predicted model, not a curated record. Gene Ontology annotation, biological process: regulation of immune system process; negative regulation of transcription by RNA polymerase II; regulation of cytokine production. Bases 120 to 8219 code for a protein of 2699 amino acids. Lineage: Eukaryota; Metazoa; Chordata; Cladistia; Polypteriformes; Polypteridae. The transcript has 9 exons.